GAACCCAACCAGUGGGGAAGUAGCCAAAGUGAAGUUACUCCCUUCAGUCGUAAUUUAAACAAGGUAUGUCAGUGUACAUCAUAUAUCAUUAUUUGCAGUGUAUCUAGCUAUAAUCACAACGUACAAGUUACGGGAACAUGCAAAAUUGCAGCUUGCUUGUAGGAUAGGAAUGUCUAGAAUAAGCCAGACAAGCUAUACAUAAACCUAUACAAUGUUGCACGUUCUGUCUGUAAUUUACAGUAGCUGCAUGCUCAUCCUCUUAAGACUUUUAGCCCCGUGAGUUUACCUAGCACUUUCCAGAGGCUGCAUACGUUCAAGUUGGUGCUUUUUGCAGAUGUUAUUGUUCAAGUUGGCUACCUAGAGCGUUGACUGUAUUGAUCAGCGUAUCGUCAGCAACGUUAAAAGAAAAGUACUUCAGGGAAUUUCGGAAACGUUCAAAAUAAAAGUCCCCCACGUAACAGUAGAAACGUGUCAAAAACUUGUAUUUAUAAUUGUCUACACAUUAACGAUGAAUCAAUUUUGGUUUUAAAACAUGUUCCAAGGUCAAAUAAAUGGCCACAAUGCGAAUCACUGAAUAUGGAAUUCAUAUUGGCAUAUAGAGCAAAAACUAUAAGUGCCACAGUAAAAUUAUUGUAGGGAAUACUCAGUUGGGUCUGUAGAAUGUAUAUAUUGUGUCAUGUCAUGGGUUUCUGUUUUUUUACUGUGGUCAAACAGCUUAAAGUGGGUUGCCUGGACACUAUAUGGUACAAGUAUAGCACUGUACAGGGAAAACAAUAGAUUGUGUGUCCAUAAAACCAGGGUCCAGUCUACUCACUAGAAUCCCUACAAUACAAAACAGGUCAUAAGAAGUUUUAUGUUGACAUUUGCACCAUGGACAGCUGACACUUUUAGAGUUGUCACUGUCAGCCUAUCUCCAAAUACAUGGCAAAUAUGUGACCCUAAAGCAUAUUAAUGUGAUGUAAUAUUUUAAUAAUUGCAAAUAAACUGGGGUGGAAAAUACUCAGUUGGGGUUCUACCAACCAAAAUGUUCAGUCUCUUGUAAUGCCUUAAAUGUAAUCCUGCAUGUUAUAUUAAUUUACUAUUUUUCUGUUGAAUAUCAGUUGGAAACACAAAACACCUUAACAGUAAAAAAAUGUUUUUAGCUACUGUGAAAUAAAAUGCCAUUCCGUACACGACUUUCAUGCACUUGCCUUGCGCUAAUAAUGGAGGUGCCAAAUACCGAUUAUUAACAGGUGAUUCGUUAUUAAGAAGCCAACUUCUUCAAAGACUGCAACAAAGAUAGACUGUCAUAUCUACACGACUGUGACACAUUUAUACAUUAUAUUGCUAGUGACAACAAGGUGAAAUUAAACAAAAUGGUACAAACAGAUCAUGUAAAUGAGGCUCAGGUUCUAAACCUAUUGCCUGUGGAGAGUUUAAAUGAGGAAAUGUCAACUGCUCAGAGAAGACCCUCAGACUGCAAACUUAAUAUACAAAAUGUAUACACUUUUGAGGAUAUAGAACCUGCUACAUUCAUCCUGAUGUGGCCAAGAGUUCGUAUGAGGAAGUGUCAGUGGUGCCGAUGUAAAAGUGGUCGUUUUAAUUCCCAAGACAUUGGGAAUGAAACUGUUAGAGGUUUAUCAGAUGAGGACAACUGAGUCAGAUGAGCAGCAUACAUUGAAAUAAGCGAGGAUACAUUGAAAUGUGCUUUGUCAGAUGAGCCAAAUUUUGAAGUGGUAGGUAUUUCAAAAAGUUUUCAUGGGUAAGCCUAUUUGCAGGAAAUAUUAAAGAGUCCAAUCCUUACUGGGUAGUACAUUUUCGAUAUCAAUUUUCAGUGUCUCAGAAAAGGAUAUAAAAAUACAUAUCUUAAAAUAAAUGGAUACUGUAGCCAUUCUUCAUGCAAGCUAAAAUGUGUUAUUCUGGACACUGCGAAUGCACUAGAUUUCCAUGUCUCAUAUUCAAGUGAUAUCAUACAUUCAGAUGAAGAUGGUAUAAAGACCAUUUCGAGCUCCAGAGAUGGACCAACUUGUAUUGCCAUUACAUAAUACUGCCGCAUAUAAGGUGCACAGGGAAUGAAUAGCCAACGUCGACCUCCAAUGUUUGGCCGCUCAGAACAGAAGUGGCAUUGGACUAGAUACAUCAGUGUUGAGAAACAUCAAAUCUGAACAACGCACAAAUAAAUAACUUUUUGGAUUCUGAUUAAAUCAAGUCACUGCAAUUACUGAAAGAAAAACUUGAGAAUGAAACAAUGGCACAAAUAAUAAUUUCUCCUGUACAGUGCUAUAUUUGUACCGUAGUGUCCAUGCACCCCAUUUUAAGCUGUUAGGCCACAGUAAAAGUCCAGAAACACUCCGUAUAUAUCAGAACCUCAUGAAAUGAGAUCAUAUAUAGAUUCUACAGACCCUACUGCAUACUCCCCUACUCACUUUUACAUCGGCACAAAUCAUAUUUCUCUCUCUAUAAGCCCAUAUGUAAUGCAUUGUGGCCCAUGUAAUGGGUGGAGUGAAAGGCCAGAAACACUCAAAUUAACACCAUAUAUAGAUUCUGAGUACUUCCCACCCCACUUUUACAUCGGCACAAAUGAUAGUUUUUCCUAUACAGUGUUAUAUUUGUACAGUGUCCAGGCACCCAAUUUUAAGCUGUUUGACCACAGUAAAAGUCCUGCAACACUUCCUACUACUUAGCUUUUUGUUCAAACACAUCUGAUUUGUAUUCUAGGGACCCUAGUGAGUAGACUGGACCCUGGUUUUAUAGACACAAUCUUAUAUUUUUUCCUGUACAGUGCAGUUUGUUUGUGCAAUACAACAAAAAUACAGCAAUACUUUUCUUAAACAUUACAUUUCAAAAUUGCAUCCUUGAACAAUAGCACCAAUAAAUAAGACUCAUACAAUCAAAAUAAUGAAUUGUAUAUUAUGUUCUUGACAUUCCUCUACUUAAGCUCCAACCAUUUCUCAAUGUGCUCCACCAUAUAGGCUUUAUUUAGCUUAUAUAAAGUCGUUUAUUUAGUAGUUUAGUUUAGAUUUUACCCAUUGUAUUUCUAAUUGUUCAUUUUUAUUACUUUUUUUACAGAAUUUUAACAUGCAUUGAUUGCAAAGCUACAAAAAAUAUUUCGUAUCGUACGCAUAGCGUUUUAUCACGAACUUUUAUUUUGAAAGCAAAAUCCGAAAACCUGAAGUCUUAAUGUGGCUGGUAUCCAGCUAGUGUUGUUUUGGGACCCUCGUCUAGGUCGAGUCCUCUGCCCUGGCUGUCCAAUGACAUUCGAACAAUUUUCUAUUCUAGUUUUUGCAUGCAGCUGUGGACUAUGAGCCGCGACUUUCAUUUUUAGCAUGCAUAACAUUCUAGUAGUAGUUUUAAAAUGCAGUGUUAUAUUUUAAGCAAAACUUUAGCGGCAAGAUUUUUGAAAGAAUUCCAAUAAUUAUGUAACACUUUCUUACGUGGGCUUGUCAAAGGUAACUGAACUAUGGCCCUCACCCAAGUGGCUACCAGAAGGUAAAUCUCACGUGACUAUAGCCACAUUUGUAAUACAUCAAUGCAGAGUUUUUUUUAAUUGUCGUUUUAUAUAUUAUAUACCAUUGAUUUCAUAAAUGUAACAUAAUGCAUGUCGUUGUCUAGCACUGAGCUCAAGUGUAAAAUGAAUUUUGCCAUCUACCUGCCUCCCAAGGCUGAGAAUGGGAAGUGUCCUGUCUUGUACUGGCUCUCAGGUGAGUUCUACAAACUAACAUAAUGUAUGAUGCACCUCCAUCUGCAGAGAAACACACAGUAUCUCUAUGGAUUUGACUCUGAGAAUGUUAAUGUGUCUGUACUAACCAGGAUUGACAUGCAUGGAGCAGAACUUCAUCACCAAUGCUGGCAGGCAGCUUCUGCGCAUGGAAUCAUCAUCGUUGCACCAGACACCAGCCCACGUAUGACCAACCAGCACACACAUUUAUCACUCCCACCCUCACUUGUUCCCUCUCUUUCUGUGGUGUUCAGGUGGUUGUAACAUUGAGGGUAAAGAGCUGGGACUUUGGCACAGGGGCUGGUUUCUAUGUCCACGCCACCCAGGAGCCCUGGAAGAGCAACUACCGCAUGUACGCCUACAUCACGGAGGUGAUCAACGCUAACUUCCCCACUGACCCAGAGAAGAUGUCUAUUUCUGGCCACUCCAUGGGGGGGGGCACGGAGCCCUGAAGAACCCUGGAAAAGGCAUGGCAAGUCACAGUCUUACAACUCAUGAUAUAGUCAUGAUGUAAUAUACACAUGUGAAUGAAGCCCCCACCCCUCUACAGUCUGUGUCUGUUGUUUGCCACCAUCUGCAACCCCAGCCAGAAAGCCUUCAAUGGCUACCUGGCAAAAGACAAGAAAGCCUGGGAGGCGUAUGAUGUCACGGUGCUGGCAGCGUCCUACUCCGGCCCUCAGCUGGACAACCAGGGCAGUGAUGACUAGUUCCUGUCGGCCAGUCAGUUGCUUCCUGACAACCUGAUCGCCUUCUGCUCAGAGAAGAUCCCUGUGGUGUUCAGGCUGCAGCCGGGCUACGACCAUAGCUACUUCUUCAUCUCUUCCUUCAUCAACGACCACGUCAAGCACCAUGCCAAGUUCCUCAACGCUUAAGACCAUGACUGCUGGACCAGAACCCAACCAGGCUUUCUCCUCUAUGCCUUCUCCUCCCAACUGUGCACCUGCUACUAUGCACCUGUCCAAUACAGAGAGACGUAGGUGCCUGGUGAACUGACAUUAACCUGAUACGCCUGGUGAGCUGAAAUGAACACACCUGCUGUGUUGAGUCAAGCUGAGAAAAAGACAACACACUGACAUCUGAGACCAAUACAAAAUACACGUGGACUAAAGACCAAACAUAAGAGUUUUUUUCAGAGUAGGUCUUUACUCAAAGUGAUGAGAAAUAUAUACAGUAUUCACAGCAGUUACGGUGACGUUAAAGUUGUGUUUCAUGCAAUCAAAUCCAAAUUGCUGUACAACAAAUACACCAAUUUGACAAAAGGUACGAAAUUGUAUAUGGUACAUAAAAAUGAAAAAAUAAAAAAAAACUCACUUUAAAAUAAAUGUCCUCCCAAUCAUAAGUACAAAACUGUGAAUACAAGCUUUCAGGACUAUAUACAGAGAAAGGUAGAAAACAACUGCUCAACACUCAGCAGUCAACAGUUACACUGUGGUAAAAACAUUUCUCACAAUGAUAUAGUUCAAAUUAAUUUCAUAUUAUGCCAUACACACAUUUCUAAAUCAAAAUGGAGUUCAGAUUUGUUAGUUGCCAAAACAAAACUAUAAAUAGUUAUUUUUAAAGUGCAGAUCAUUUCAGUCCCAUAGGCAGCCACACAGCCACUCCCAAAGGCAGGUUGGCAUUUAUUGUCAUGAAUCUUGCCCUGCAGGCAGCUCUGCAGAGUGGUCACUAGCUGGCACAGCCACAAAGUCAUAACAUCAGAUUUGAACCCUAACCACACCGCUAACCCUAAUGCCCAACCAUAAAUGUAAAAAAAAUAUUUUUUCAUGAAUUUUUUCAAUAUAGCCAACUUUGACUUUGCAGCUGGCCCAUCUAGCAGAAAUCCUUAAUUCUGUCUCCAGGGCAAGAUUCAUGACAAUAAACAUCAACCUCCCAAAAGGUCAAAGGGAUUGACUGACUAAUCAAUGAAUAGUAAAGUAAUGAUCUCUUUUCAUGUAAAAUCCCCUCGUUAAGGUUCUAAAAAGGUUUGCAGCGCAUGGCCCAAACCUCCAUAAUGACUAAGUGAAACAAACCACACAGCAACUUUAUCUUACUUAUCAAAUAUCCCUGUCACAUUUCCCUUCAGUCUCCACAUCUCUCUGGUCGAUCAUCAAAAUAUUGAAGGAAACGUUAAAACUGGGAUACUGGUAUUUUUUACCCGUUAGUAGCUAAGUGGAAAGGGAAUUACUUUGAGUAUUAAAGUAGGAUUAAUGUGCAUAUUUUUUAAAUUUUAUUUAUGCAUUGUGAAUUAUAUGAAAUAUAAGCUGCAUUAUAUACAGGUAAUUGACAAAAUAAAGGAAACACGUGAGUAAAUGAGGGAUACAAAGUAUAUUUAAAGCAGGUGCUUCGACACAGGUGAUUCCUGAGUUAAUUAAGCAAUUAAAACAUCUCAUCCUGCUUAGGGUCAUGUAGAAAAAUUCCCAGUUGCCCAUCAUUUUAAGUGUGUGUGUGUGUGUGUCAGUCAACAGAUCUCAACUCAAUUGAACACUUAUGGGAGAUCCUGGAGAGGCGACUGAGACAGCAUUUUCCACCACCAUCAACAAAACACCAAAUUAUGGAAUUACUCGUGGAAGAACGGUGUUGCAUCCCUCCAAGAGUUCCAGACACUUGUAGAAUAUAUGCCAAGGCGCAUUAAAGUGCAUUGAAGCUGUUUUGGCAGUUAGCUGUACAUAAAUAGUAGUACUGUUGUAAAUAUUAUUACUUUGCAUUAUAGCCAUGUUAACGAGAUCACUCCAGAUCCUGAUUCUAAGAGAUUGUUCACUUUGCCUGAGGAGUGUGGCUGAUUAUGUAUGGCAGCGACUGUUAGUUUAACUAAAAUAUUUUACUAAAUAAUAUUAAUAAAGUUAAAUACUUUCUAAAUACGAAACCCACUUGCACAAACCAUCAUCACAUCACAACUUCUCAGAAAAAAAGAUAUUACCAUACUAAAGACAUUAGAUCAUAAGUGGCUCUGAAAAAAAACUGUUUAGUUGUUUUGGCAACUGUCAAAUCUAUCCAGAAACAUUGUGUUUGAUUUUACUGCUAAAGCUUAAGCUUUGGAUACCAAGCUGUAGAAAAUGCAUUAUAUAUGUACAAUAAAAAAAAACUCCACCGCUCA
Molecule: messenger RNA, 6770 nt
Organism: Salmo salar (Atlantic salmon)
Lineage: Eukaryota; Metazoa; Chordata; Actinopteri; Salmoniformes; Salmonidae
Source: RefSeq, a predicted model, not a curated record